AUGUAUCAAGCUCACCUAGACCAAAUAGCUGAGCAAUUCGAGGAAAUCGAAUUCACAUACUUACCAAGAGACGACAAUCAAUUCGACGAUACACUAGCCAAGCUAUCCUCCAUGCUCAACAUCCCGAAUGAAGUGGACGGAAUGAACCUCCGAGUCGAAAGGAGAGAAGAACCAGCCUACUGUUGCAUCAUUGACAACGAACCCGAGCCAGCGGCAGAGGAACCGUGGUACACGGACAUACUCCGCUACAAAACAAACAGAGAAUUCCCACUAGACACGUCGCCACAAGCCAAACGCGCUCUACGACUGCUGGCUUCACAGUAUGAUCUAUGCUUAGGAGAGUUAUACAAAUACACACCCAACAACAUCAAAAUGCUAUGUGUCCAUCAAGAUCGAGCAAAACGAUUGAUGAAAGAAUACCAUAGCGGCGUAUGCGGCCUGCACAUGAACGGGAGAAUGCUAGCUAGAAUUAUAGCGCGUUUAGGGUACUAA
Spinacia oleracea (spinach) is the source of this 492-nucleotide messenger RNA. RefSeq lists its product as uncharacterized. Lineage: Eukaryota; Viridiplantae; Streptophyta; Magnoliopsida; Caryophyllales; Amaranthaceae. The transcript has a single exon. Bases 1 to 492 code for a protein of 163 amino acids. The record is from RefSeq and is a predicted model, not a curated record.